AUGGAAGAGGAAAAAGAAGACGAGGCCAAUAAUGCAUCUUGCAAAUGGUUGGAGCAACCCAUAUUCGAAUCAACAACCUCUUGGUUGUUGUAUUUCUGUUGUAUGUUGGUCGAGGGGAAGGUUACGAGGGGAACCGGACACGGGUUGUGGUGCCAUGGGUUAAGCGGGUUAGGAGCCAAGUGUCAGGGUGCAGGGGCCGGCGUUGGGUUUGUGAGGAAGGUGGGUACCCAUCUCGGGUUAGAAGAAGGUGUUGUGAUAACCGUUGUGUUGAGAGGUGUUUGUGUUGAUACCAAUAUCAACUCGUUUAAUUGUGGCCAGUGUUUCAAUCGCUGCCCAUUUUUUGUUUUUUGUACUUACGGACUGUGUGGCUAUGCGGGGUCCACAACUUUAAAGCCUCCAAUUCUGUUUCCGCCUAAUCCCCGGAAGCCUCCUAGAGGACCAGAACAACCCGAACCGCCUGUUAUUGUUGAGCCUCCAGAAUUCCUGAUGCCGCCUCUAUAUGAUGCUCAACCACCUAUGCCCUAUGCUUCAAGGUCGGCCACCACCACAACAUGA
This is a messenger RNA of Lactuca virosa, 555 nucleotides long. The record is from the annotation of a GenBank genome assembly. Lineage: Eukaryota; Viridiplantae; Streptophyta; Magnoliopsida; Asterales; Asteraceae.